UGGGGCUUCGGUUCAGCGAAACUUUGUGGCACUUGAGGCUGCAUCUCCCUUAUUAGUGCAGUUGGGCAUCAAUGCGCACGAUCACUUUGGAAAUCUAAAAUUUUUCAAGAUAGAUACUCCGGGUGCCACCAUCGGAGCUAGUGCUGUACAUAGCCGAGGAAUUUAUAUGGUGUGGAAUCGAAAUGGGAGAUUGUAUAGCGGAACUUGUUUUGAAUGGAGGAGCAGUGUGAGGAGGAAAAUCUUGAGGCUCUGCCAGCCAAGACAGUGUUUCUUGAGACGUUGCAUAGUACGAAAGUGUAUCGGCGUGGUAGAGUACGCGGAGAAAUCUUACGGAUUGUGUUGUUGCUGGUGCAUUGAUCGUAUCUGCAUAUCAUAGAUACUCAAUUGGGUUCCUUUCACCAAGAGUGGUAGUCGCUGGAUUUGGUUGAAUCCUUGCAAGGAUUGUUCGGGUGUGUUUUGUAUUUGUCCAAUAUUGGUUGGUGUUCUUUAACUGAAGCAAAAUAGUUGUUUACUAGAGUGAAGAUACAGUCAAAACCGAUCUUGGCACUCCGUGUACGCGUAAGAUCUUUAGUUAUUGCUCUAUAAGUAAAUAACCUACUUUCUACGGUUUUUUCGUCUAAUUCGAUUUUCUGCUGUUGUUUUGAGUGAAGAGUGCGAUACAUCGCCGUUAGGAUUAUAGUUAUAUUAUUUUCGGUUCUGGGCUUCUUCUUUUCUUAGCUUAAAUUAAGUGUUUAUGAAAACGUAUCUAAUAGUAAAUACUGUACUAAAAUACGAUUACCGGAAAAACUUAGUGGAGUCGGUAAAUGUGGGCUAUCUGUUCAAUACCAAAGUGUGUGCUUAACUUAUGAAAAAUCGAUCCAUCUAACCGCUCCAACGUUUCAUUGAUCUUGUUCGAUUGUUACAGCCAGUGAACUAACGGAUAAACGAUUACUUAACUUUGUUGGAUAAAAGUACACAACGCUUGGAAAAAGAUACUUUAUUACGGUUUCAGGUUGGUUAGAAACAACCACUAUUGCAUAUUUGUAUCGCGUGUACCAUCCAUUAUCUCAGAUAAGCUAACAACUCGACGAGGCACUUUCUUCAGUGUAAACUAUUUAAAAAGGAAAAUGAUCAACCUAUAAAUCACCAACACAUCUCUUAACAACACUACCAACAUCACCAUAAUGUCUGCGAUUUGUCCUCGUUUUUCUCAAAACGCUUGGAAGAAAGAUUUAUGCUCCAAUUGCUUUAAAUCACGCGAGGAACAUUUGAGAAUAUCAGCCUCAACGAACGGGCAGAGUAUAAAUGUUCAGCAUUCCAAAACAAUAACACCCCAAAAUGCAACACCUCCAAAAGGUAUUAUGAAGGGGCUACGCAUGAAACCAAAGAAAUCCAAAGUAUCUUUCCCUAAGGAAUUGACUGAAGUUAUUGGCUAUGGUGGUGAAUGGUCUGAAAACGAAACGACGACAGAUGAAGAAGAUAAUGUGCCGCAGAAUGAGCGUGAUGAUCACACAGCAACAGAUGAUGAAGAUGACAGGGAAUUGAGAAGGUUAACGAAAACUAAUACGGAUUUCAAUACAAACAAUGGAAACUUGUUAGGUGAUCCUGAGGAGAACAUUAAGAAAUCGUUCGCAGCGUUGAGAUUGGGGACACCACAAGUAGAUUCAGAUGGGAAAAAGCAAACUCUGAAAAUUUCAGUCACACCCUUCGGGGCAAAUACAAAAACGGUUAGUGCGAAAAAAUCUAGCUCUACGAAAUCCAAAGUAGAAACUCAGAGGGUUGAAGCCAAAAAAGGGGAUUCAAAACUUUCUAACAUACAAGACAGUCCACCAUUGGAGCGAGCUAUGGAAAGAUCUCUCUUAGAGGAAAUAUCCGAAACGUUAGAACGUCAGAAGAGUGAAGCGGCCAGAAUACAAUCGGAUAAAGAUGGCAAAAUCAAGUUUGAAGUGACGUCUGAACUAAAUUGUGUCUUGAAGUCAAACGCUGAUGGUAAAAAAAUGAUUGCCCGCAAUGCGCCUAUCACCAAGGACCACACGAAACCGAAAGUCAACGUAUUUCAUAAAUACUCGGAUUCAGAAAGCAAUGCUUCUGAUUGCGAGAAUGGGGUGUCCGCCUAUUACGAUGUUGUAGAGUCAAGUGGCGGGCUGAGCGAUAAUCACGGAAAUUACAGUGAAACGGAAAGUGGAACUAGAACGCCAGAUACUGACAAAUCACUGUAUUCUGCAUCUCCAUAUAUGACUUCUUACUCCAUGCACGAUGGCAACUAUAUAAGCAGUAAAAUCACUUCGGAUGGUUUAAUAGUUACGAAGUGUAACUCAGAUGAUGCUAUAGAUUCUACAGGCUCCAGUUUUGAUGGAAGCAGUGAUGAAGAAACGUCAUAUAAUAUGAAUCGUAGUGAAUCUGAUAGUGGUAUAGGAAUAUCCAUCGGAAGUGAAUAUCAAUCAAUGGUUAAAGACGAUGCUGAAAAGAAAGCUAUUAGUUCCGAUUACGAGGAUAUUCAGGUUAUAACUGAAAAGUCUACAAGCGAUAAGCGGAAAGAAUUUAGUGCUGAAAAAAGUCGUGAAUUGGCGGGCGAACCGGAUGGGUCAGCUGAUCCAGACGGCAAUGUUGAAGCCCCGGCUUUACCCAAAUCCCCACCACCACCUACAGUUGACCCACGAAUAUCAUUCUUACAUGGGAUGCAAAAAAAUAUUACAAAUAAGAAGCCAGAUGUACCUGCCAAACCAACUACUGUUCUUAAGACCUUUGCGAAACGUCAACCUACGGCUGUUGAACAAAAUGUUAUCAGUCAACUCCAGCAAGUGAUUCAUAAUCCAAAUGACAAUACGUCUGAAUCAGGAUCGACCUUGGGCAGGAAAGAAGGAAGUGAAUAUUCAAAGUUGUUGAAAAAAGGACGCGCGCCUAAUCCGCCACCUGCUUCUCCUGAAGCGGACGAAAGGGAGCACAACCUGAACAACUUUGAGAAAGAACCUAGAGAAACUAUUUAUUUCGAAUCAAAAUCUAUACAAAUAAAAACACCAUCUGAAGAUGUUAAAGAAGCAUUCAAGAAUCAUCAACAACAGCAACAUCAUCAACUAAAAGCAAUGGACGACCAACACACCUCUAUUUACACCCGAAACCCAACUGUGGGAACAAAGUCUAACUCGCCUGUUAUACGAGAAAAGGACAAACGAGAAAGGGCAACAGUUAAUCCUAAAUUCCGUAGUUUAAACACGUUCAGUUCCAACAAGAAAAAUCAAAUUGCGAAACCAUCCACCCCUGAACCCGCUCCUCGAAAGAUCUUAUCCAUGUCAGAAGAAUGUCUUGUAGAUGAAAAGAAAAAGAAAAAUAAAUUUUCAAUAAGAAAAUUCCUUCGAAUGGGUGUUAGUAAAACUACAGACAAUUUACAUAAGAAAGAUGGAAUUUAUUCAGAGAUUGCAGCAACCGAUGAUAAUGGAAUUGUCGGAAAACCACGUUUGGUGAUUAUACAUCCAAUUGAUAUUAACCAAAGUGAAGUAGAAGUGGUGAAAGAUAUUUCUAAGCCACUUGAAAGUAUGCCUUUGGUAACUGGAAAACCACCCGCACCACCGCAACGUCACAGUGAACAACAUAAACCCACCCGACCACCACCUCCAAAGAGUGCAGAACUCCGGAAAAAACAAAAACACGGAUUCAAUGUGAACACAACAGGAACUGGCUCCCUGAAAAGUAAAUCGGACAAUGUUUACGCUAAUCUAGGUGAAAUUCGUUCAGCAAUCGCUCCACGAAAACCUGAACGAACGGCCAGCAUGCGUGAACGUGAAGCUCAGCUCGAGUUAGCCCGAAAGCGUCAAGGAAUUGAGAAUGCCGAUACCAUCUCCGUUUGUUCGUCAAACGGAGGUAACGUUUCGUCAAGCGAAAUUUGCUCGACGCCAACAAAAGAACUUUUGAAUAACACGGUUAAUUCCAACUCUUCCACUACUAAACCAUCAAUCACAGAAAUGGAGCCAAAGGAAUCGAACAAAAUGAAUUCUUUUGAACGCCGCGAAAAAUUCGGUGUACAAAAUAAGAUUGCAAGUAAACUGGAACUAUUUGAAAAGUCCUCAACGAUGUCAGCAUCGGAAUGUGGAAAAGGAAAAUUAAAUGACGGUCUAAAGAAUUCUGUUCUGAAAAUCAAUAACACAAUUGAUAGUUAUUUGAAGGAUAAGCGCGAUUUCGAGACUUCAUAUGAAACUGGCAAAACACCUCCAUCAACGCCCAUUAGAAGUUCAGAAACAGAUCUGCGAAGGGGUUACGAUGGUAUGGGAUCAGUGAGACAACAGCAGCAUCAUUCCAGAAUGAGUAUCCAUGAGACAGCUUCCAUUUCAAGUGCGAGUCUAACACGUAGCGAGUAUGGUACACGUUAUGGAUUUAAUAGUUUGGCAAACAUUCCACGAGUGGUUUCGGCAUCAUAUUGCGGAAGUGAGAUGGGAGAAUCGGAUAUCUACUCGCCAUACAGCUUCUACGGCAGCGAAGCAGGAGGCGAUAUUGCCAGUGAUAUUCAUGAAGGUGUAUGGGGCGUAACGCCGUCUUCAAAGGUACGGGUGAAAACUACAAAUCGCUUGAGAAUGCGUAAAGGACGAAGUGUUGUGCAUAAAAGUAUUGAGGACAACUACAAUGCUGUCAUCGUUGCAAAUCAUGAAGCUCUGGCUCAAGUCUUAGAACAGCUACAACAACAACCAGCCGUACCCAUUGCACUUCGUCCCCUCGCCAACUCGAUGAAUUUACGUUUCGAGGAUUUCAAUAUAAUCGAAGGCUCACAAGCAUUCGUUGUAGGCAAACGUGCAUUCCAUCCUGCUAUCUGGGCAAACAACCCAGUUACAUUGGCAUUAUCGUCAGAUUGCAACCAAAUCUCUGGUGUCAGUGGUGAAUUGAACCAAUUGUCAGGUGGGGUCUGCGAUGUUCUCAACCCGAUAACAGAAUUCUUUGAUUUGGUACCCAGCUAUCAUCUGCCACUGAUGCCAAGCACGGAAGUGCGAAUGUUACAGUCCACUAUCUCAGUUUUGCCAAGAUUACAGAUGGACAGUUUGCAAUCCAUAGGAACUAUUUUAAAGAAUAAGUCACAAGUAAUGGAAAAACAUACUAAUUUCCGCGGAUCGAUACCAAAUCUUUCUGGUGUUCAGCGUGAUCAUGCAUCAUCCAUACGUAAUGUGAAUUCUGUGCAGAACUUAUCAACAUUGAAUGAGGAGUCUGGGGACACCUGCUUGCCGGCGAUACCAGGAAUGCCUUGCUUUGAUGACGUUAUGUGCCGUGAAAUUGGCUUCAUAAUGCUUCAAUUGAUAAAUGGAUUGAAGAAUUUACAGGCCAAAGCAAUUGAAGAAAUGCCGUUGACAUUAUCGAAUGUAAUUUUAUGUAAAGAGUUUGAAAACAAAGACGCACAAGCAAGACUCUGUGUUCUUCAUGGGGUGCAUCAAGAUGAAGAUGAAACAACUGGAACACUAUGCAAAUGUGCUUACGUAGCCUUAACAGAACUACUGCCAAUUACGAAGAUAACGCCUGUCCUAUCAAAUAUUUUACUGCAGGAGCGGUCGGAGUCUCUUUCAAAGGCGAAAUCGGUGCUAGAAUACGUUCUUUGGGGACCAUCUGAUGUUGACCUCAGUGGAUCGACAAAAGAACGAGAGUUGGCGCUACAACGUUGGCUAGAUUUGGAACGUGCUACAGUAUUGCAUGGUCUGGUCCGGACCAGAGUUGAAUUAACUGUCUAUGAUGAAUGUCAUCUAAUGUUCUUGGUCCGAUCGAACGCAAAGGCAAUAAAUGAAGCAGCUAAGAUUGUUUCUAGCUUUAAGAAGAAUGACGAUUAGAAAUCAUUGAGCUUUCAAUCAAUAUUAUGAGUAGCACUGUGCCAAAAUUUGCGACUUUUCAAACAUCUUUUUGUACUUUUACAUUCGUUAGUUGUCUUACAAAUAAUGUACUCUAAAAAUAAAUGAAUCUAUUUGUUACUAUUUAUAAAUUGUUGUGUUUGUAUUUUCUUUUAUAUGAUACAAAUUAACGAGGUGUCUGAUUAUUAAAGCAUAAAUUUAUAAAUAUUUAAGCU
Molecule: messenger RNA, 6010 nt
Organism: Hermetia illucens (black soldier fly)
Lineage: Eukaryota; Metazoa; Arthropoda; Insecta; Diptera; Stratiomyidae
Exons: 10
Coding region: 1164-5777 (1537 amino acids)
Source: RefSeq, a predicted model, not a curated record